This is a messenger RNA of Effrenium voratum, 1604 nucleotides long. The record is from the annotation of a GenBank genome assembly. Lineage: Eukaryota; Dinophyceae; Suessiales; Symbiodiniaceae.
AACAUUUCAGUUUGCAGUGCUUGACCGCGCCAUGGCUACCUUGCCGCCUGAGCCGUGUGCUUGGUAGCAAUGGCAGAUGAAAGCAGACGCCAUGGCCGGAGCCGAAGUCGGAGCCCUGAGACUUUCUGGGUGGAGGUGAAGCUCCUCUCGGGCCAGUCGCUUGCAACAAUGCAGGUCCAAAAAUCCGAGCCUUGGCAGCGAUUGCGGCAGAGGAUCGAGGCGUUGGACGCCUGCGGCGACCAUUGGGCUCUGAUGUUUGGAGACCGGGACCUGGAGGCAACAGCUGCCACAACCACAGCAGGAAGUUUGGGCCUACGACAAAACUCGGUGCUGACGUUGCUGCGGCUGUCUCGCCGCAAGUUGUGCACGGCCUCUGAGGACGGCACGGCUCGGAUCUUCGAGCUCAGCUCGGGCAAGAGCCUUUGCAUCCUCGGGGGGCAUUGCAGUGGCGUGGUAUCAGUUACCUUCUCUGAAGAUGGCGCCAAAGCACUGACAAUGACCUCGGCACGAUCCAUUGCCAUGUACGACGCGCAAAGCGGUGCACAGCUCUGGCGCGUGCUGGGCCCGGUCCAGGAUGCCUGCCUGGCGGCGGAUGGCCUUCGCGUGCUGGUCAUGGACUCCCAUUCCGUGGUUGGCUUACUGGAUGCUUCGACGGGGAGGUUGCUGACGAACUUGGUGCAUCAUGCGUACUACGUAUGCACAGCAGUCUUCUCACCAGAUGGAAAGGCGCUUUUGACGAGCUCUGUCGAAGGCUUUGCCCGGCUCUUCGAUGUAGAGUCUGGCAACUGUCUGGUGACUUUUGGGCGCAGGCCGUCGGAAGGAAAGACCCCAGGCAUGUCGGCAGCAUCCUUUUCCCCGGACGCUAGCAAAGUGCUGGUGAGCUUGUAUGAUGGAUCUGCAGAUCUCUACGAGCGAAGUUCGGGUGAGCGGAUUUGCUCCUGCGUUGGGCACCGAAAAUCCUUGCGGUGUGCUACCAUGUCGCCGGACGGAAAGCUGAUCCUCACAGCAUCCAAAGACUGCACCUCAAAGCUGUUUUGCGCCUCCACGGGCCGCUGCCUCAGCACCUACGAGUCACCGGCGGCUUUGUGCAGGGCCAGCUUCGGUCCGUCAGAACAGGUCCUUACAGCUGCUCAGGACGGGACCGCCCGGCUCUAUGACGCUGGGGGGAAGUGCAUCCAAAGCUUCAAGGACCACUCUGCGCCAGUGCUGAACGCCACCAUGUCCUGGGAUGGCAAGCUCGUGCUGACCUGGUCGAGCGACUUGGACGCGAAGCUUUUCGACGCCAAAACCGGGGAGUGCCUCCGCAGUUUCUCUGAGGAAGAUGGCUUUGUGACCUGCGCUCAAUGGGCGCCUGGGGCACGACAGCUGCUGCUGGCCUUUUUCAGUGGCCGCGUGGCCGUCUUUGAUCCAGAGAAGAACUGCUUCAUCCAAGACUUCGUUGGGCACACUGACUGCGUGCACUCAAUGAAGCUGAUGUGAGAGCUUGACCUGGCCUCCAAAUGCCCUUGGGCGAGCCUCGACAUCGAGGUUUCCUGCUGCCAAAGCUCUGCCAGGACAUCAAAAUGAGGCGUUUCAGCGCGAGGGCGACUAAGCAAACUUUCACA